AUGGAUAUUAAGAGUAUGACUUGGUACGUUAGAGGUCUUCACGAUGAUCCAAAGAUUCAAUCAGUCAGAAAUGCUAUCAGGAAGAAGAAAGUUUCUCUAUGUGCUAUCCAAGAAUCGAAAAUGGAGUGUGUCACUGAUUCGUUAGUGCAUUCAUUAUGGGGUAGUAACAAAUGUGAAUAUGCUUUUCUUCCUUCGAAUGAAAGAUAUGGAGGCAUAAUUGUUCUAUGCAAUGGUGGGGAUUUAAUCAUGGAGAAAUCUUUAUUGGCCAAGAUUGGAGGUCAAGGUGCCGUUAACAUUCAAGGCGAAGACCAGAAGAAGCUCGAAGUUAUCUCCAAUGAGGUGUUCUCAAGCUGCUUGAGAUCAAGUGGAAGAACAGGGAUUAUAGCUUCAGAGGAAGAAGAUGUACCUGUUGCAGUGGAAGAGAGUUACUCUGGGAACUACAUUGUCGUAUUUGAUCCCCUAGACGGCUCAUCCAACAUCGACGCUGCUGUAUCAACUGGAUCCAUCUUUGGUAUCUACCAUCCUAACGACGAAUGUCUUGCUGAUUUUGGAGAUGAUGUAUCCGCUUUGGACCAAGAGAAGCAAAAGUGCAUAGUGAGCGUAUGCCAACCAGGGACCAACCUGUUGGCCGCAGGAUACUGCAUGUACUCGAUCUCCGUGAUUUUUGUGUUGUCCGUCGGGAAAGGUGUCUACUCCUUCACGUUGGAUUCCAUGUAUGGUGAGUUUGUGUUGACUCAAGAGAAAGUGCAGAUCCCCAAAUCAAGAAAGAUCUACUAUUUCAACGAAGGCAACUACCAAAUGUGGGACGACAAGCUGAAGAAGUACAUUGAUGAUCUCAAAAUCCCGGAUCCAAAGCCAUAUUCAGCACGUUACAUUGGUAGUCUUGUAGGUGAUUUCCAUAGGACAUUGCUUUACGGAGGGAUAUACGGUUACCCAAGAGAUAGUAUGAGCAAGAAUGGGAAGCUCAGGCUCUUGUACAAGUGUGCUCCUAUGAGCUACUUGGCUGAACAAGCUGGAGGUAAAGGUUCUGACGGCCACCAGAGAGUUCUUGAUAUCCAACCAACAGAGAUUCAUCAGCGUGUUCCUCUGUACAUUGGAAGCGUGGACGAGGUGGAUAAAUUGGAGAAGUACUUGGCUGCUGAAUGAUCAUAGACAUGAUAGAAUCAUCGCUGACGGCAUCAUAAUUUAUCAGUUUUAGUGACGAAUUCAAGAAAAUGAUAUGUUCAUUAGAAAAUUCAUUUUCGAGAUUUCUUUUUUUCUUUUUUUUUUUUUUCUGUUCUCCCAUUUUCGCAUGUAUGACAUGUUUUGUUUUGUAAUUGGUAUCAAAAUUAAUAAUAUACUAUGAUCCGUUA
This is a messenger RNA of Papaver somniferum (opium poppy), 1352 nucleotides long. RefSeq names its product fructose-1,6-bisphosphatase 1, chloroplastic-like. The coding region runs from base 1 to 1146 and encodes 381 amino acids. The record is from RefSeq and is a predicted model, not a curated record. Lineage: Eukaryota; Viridiplantae; Streptophyta; Magnoliopsida; Ranunculales; Papaveraceae. Gene Ontology annotation, cellular component: cytosol; cytoplasm. The transcript is spliced from 5 exons. Gene Ontology annotation, biological process: fructose 1,6-bisphosphate metabolic process; sucrose biosynthetic process; fructose metabolic process. Gene Ontology annotation, molecular function: fructose 1,6-bisphosphate 1-phosphatase activity.